CCCAACUUGUAUUACUCCUUUAUUGUGUUUCAUUCCUUCUAAGUCCAACCCUUCCCAUAGUUAGCCAAAAACAUGCAUGCACCAAUGCCUCUUCUCAAACCGCCAUCUUCCCUUUCUGCGACACUACCCUACCUUACUACACCCGAGCUUCUGACCUCGUCUCUCGCCUCACCCUCCAAGAAAAGGCCCAGCAGCUCGGGAACACUGCUGCUGGCAUUCCCCGGCUAGGCGUGCCGGCUUAUGAGUGGUGGUCGGAGGCGCUUCAUGGUGUCUCCAACGUAGGCCCGGGCACCAAGUUCAACAAAGUUGUCCCCGGCGCAACGAGCUUUCCGGCAGUGAUACUAUCGGCGGCAAGCUUUAAUGAGAGCUUGUGGCUGGAGAUGGGUCGGGUGGUGUCGACGGAGGCUCGAAGCAUGUACAAUGUGGGGCUCGCCGGGUUGACGUUUUGGAGUCCUAAUGUGAACGUGUUUCGGGAUCCGAGGUGGGGCCGCGGCCAGGAGACUCCCGGCGAGGACCCCUUGGUGGUGAGCAGGUAUGCCGUCAGGUACGUUCGUGGCCUGCAAGAAGUUGACGGUGACGACGAGGACGACGACGACGAGAGGGGUGGGAGGCUUAAGGUUUCAAGUUGUUGUAAGCAUUAUACUGCUUAUGACCUUGAUAAUUGGAAAGGCAUUGAUCGCUUUCAUUUUGACGCCAAGGUGACACAGCAAGAUUUGGAGGACACAUAUCAGCCUCCCUUUAAGAGCUGUGUGGAAGAGGGACACGUCAGCAGCGUGAUGUGCUCUUAUAACAGAGUCAACGGGAUUCCCACCUGCGCCGACCCUGACCUCCUCCAAGGGAUUGUCAGAGGCCAAUGGGAUCUUGACGGAUAUAUUGUUUCAGACUGUGAUUCAGUGCAAGUCUUUUUCGAGACAAUUAAGUACACACCAACGCCAGAAGAUGCAGUCGCUCUUGCACUGAAAGCAGGUUUAAACAUGAACUGUGGAAACUAUCUAGGAAAGUACACGGCAAGUGCAGUGAACUUAAAGAAAGUGGAUAUAUCCACGGUGGACCAAGCCCUCGUGUACAAUUACAUUGUCCUUAUGAGACUAGGCUUCUUUGAUGACCCAAAGUCACUUCCAUUUGCAAACCUAGGCCCAUCUGAUGUGUGCACCCAAAGCAACCAACAAUUAGCCCUAGAAGCUGCAAAACAAGGCAUCGUUUUACUGGAAAACAAAGGCUCUCUUCCUUUAUCCCAAACCAACACCAAAAAACUAGCCUUAAUUGGACCCAAUGCCAAUGCCACCACAGUGAUGAUCAGCAACUAUGCUGGCAUACCCUGUAGGUACACUAGCCCUCUACAAGGGCUAAAGAAGUACGUGCCAGGCCUAACUUAUGCACCUGGUUGUAGAAAUGUGAAAUGUGGUGAUCAGAGUCUUAUUGCAGCGGCUGUCAAAGUAGCGGCUAGUGCUGAUGUGGUUGUGUUGGUUGUGGGAUUGGAUCAAUCUGUUGAGGCAGAAGGGCUUGAUAGAGUGAACCUGACGUUGCCUGGGUUUCAAGAGAAGCUUGUCACAGAUGUGGCUGGUGCCUCCAAUGGGAUAGUGAUUCUGGUGAUUAUGGCUGCUGGUCCUAUUGACAUUUCUUUCACUCAAAGUAUCAGUAACAUUGGGGGGAUUCUGUGGGUCGGGUAUCCUGGCCAAGACGGAGGAGAUGCAAUUGCUCAAGUUAUAUUUGGAGAUUACAACCCAGGUGGGAGGUCCCCAUUUACAUGGUACCCACAAUCGUAUGUGGAUCAGGUUCCCAUGACAGACAUGAACAUGAGAGCCAAUUGUACAAGAAACUACCCAGGAAGAACCUACAGAUUCUACACAGGAAAAUCAAUCUAUCCAUUUGGCCAUGGCUUGAGCUACUCCUCUUUCUCCAUUUUCAUAGCCUCUGCUCCUCCAACCAUUUUCGUUCAAAGCAACGCCACGUCGCUUCCCUUCAAUCACGACCUUGAUCAGUCCCUCCAUGAAGGCCAAGCACUGGACAUCUCAACCUUAAAUUGCUUGGACUUGACAAUCCUGCUUGUGAUUGCUGUGAAGAACAACGGACCCAAGUAUGAUGGGUCCCAUGUGGUGCUUGUGUUUUGGGAUCCAGUGGGAUCGGGGCAAAUUUACGGAGCUCCGGUGACCCAAUUGGUGGCAUUUGAGAGAGUGGAAGUGGAGGUUGGGAAGAUAGAGUUUGUGAAUGUAAAGAUAAAUGUGUGCCAAGACCUGAGUGUGGUGGAUGGUGAAGGGAAGAGGAAGUUGGUCCUCGGAAAGCACACCGUUUUGGUGGGUUCUUCCAGUGAAGCUCAGGUGAAACACCAGAUUGAUGUUAAAGUUUCAGGAAGUGGAAAUGGAGAAGGCUUCGUGUCUAAGUGACUCCAAAGUAUCUAGUAGCUACAACCUAAAUUAUAUGAAAUUGGAAUAGCCAUAUACUAAAGUUUAGCAGUGGUCGGAUUUGGGGGAGUCCUGUUUGUGAUAUGUCAUGCGUAUAUUAUGAAAGUUGAAGUUAAAUUCUGGCUUAAAAAGGAAAAUAUUUACUGUUGAGAAAAGCGCUAGAGGAAGGGCUUGAACCUUCGACCUUGUGGUUAACAGCCACACGCUCUAACCAACUGAGCUACUCCAGCUUGUUAACGUUUCGCGCACAAAUAAAUAUCUUAAUUUGUCUA
Molecule: messenger RNA, 2674 nt
Organism: Prosopis cineraria
Lineage: Eukaryota; Viridiplantae; Streptophyta; Magnoliopsida; Fabales; Fabaceae
Product: probable beta-D-xylosidase 5
Exons: 5
Coding region: 381-2384 (667 amino acids)
Biological process (GO): arabinan catabolic process; xylan catabolic process
Cellular component (GO): plant-type cell wall
Molecular function (GO): xylan 1,4-beta-xylosidase activity; alpha-L-arabinofuranosidase activity
Source: RefSeq, a predicted model, not a curated record